This is a messenger RNA of Guillardia theta CCMP2712, 2101 nucleotides long. RefSeq lists its product as hypothetical. Lineage: Eukaryota; Cryptophyceae; Pyrenomonadales; Geminigeraceae. The coding region runs from base 26 to 2044 and encodes 672 amino acids. The record is from RefSeq and is a predicted model, not a curated record. Gene Ontology annotation, biological process: motile cilium assembly; axonemal dynein complex assembly. The transcript is spliced from 16 exons.
AAGGUUCACCAAGACUGACGAGGGGAUGAAGACCAAGGUGCAGCAGUACGUGGAGGGAGUUGGGGGGAUCCGUCUUUGGGGUUUCAGCCCUUCGGAAGAUCUGAGCAAUAUGGUCGAUGGCAGCAAAGAUGAUGUCCUCAACAUCUUGAGCAUGAUGCCUGGAGAUAUCUGCAGUUUCCUGAUGACAAUUGCUCGGAGACAUACGAAGAAAACUCAACAAAUCAAUUAUUACAUCGUUGAACGCCAGCCCGAGGCACUGGCAAGAUACAUCUUACUCCUGUCAAUAUUCUUCGAUGAUGACCUGGGGCCAAGAGAAUGUACUGAGAUCUUCCUUGAGAUUUACGGCAACAACAUGCUCAGGAAACAAACCAGCGCGUUUCUUCAUUCGAAGGUUGAAGAAUUGAUCAAAUUUCUAACCAACGGAGAAGGAAAACUUGCAGAAUUUGUAGACAUCACACAAAUGAAAUUCAAAGAAAGAGAUGCGAUAGAAAAAGUAUUCAAGACUUGGUAUGAAAACAUCGAGUGCAACAUGGAAGAAUGGAGAGAAAAACGGCUGCGAUCGUACUACGAGGAUCGCUUUGACUAUAGGAAGAAUCUCAUCGACUGGGACUACAGCAUGAACGUCAAAGAUUGGGCUGAAAUCAUUCACUCCAAAUUGUUCCUGUGGUGGCGACAGGAAGGAAUCGCCUACGAGAUCCGCGAUAGCAAGUAUCCACAACCCAACAGGACGAUGGCAUCGUACGCAGAGGGGAAGGAGAAAGGGCACAGCAAGCUGAAGAGAGGGUACUGGGGGGACAUCGUUCAGAGCCCCUACUGGUCCAUUGGAGUUCAUGCAGAUGAGCAGAGCCUGUACAAAAAGAGAAGUUUUCAGCACACCAAGACUUGUCAACACGUGGCUGAGUACAACAUCUACUCGUUACUCUUCGAGCUGUCGGCCAAGAAGCGCUACAAGAUGCCCCAGGAGGACUCGGAGAUCCACGGGAGGAGCUUCUGGUCUGGCCUCUCCCACAGGGACGUGGAGAAGGUGGAGGAGGAGGGGGAGAUCGAAAGCUUGCAGGAUGAUAGGAUGGACACGCUCAGCACAGGCCGAGCACCAGAGAGCGGGACGAAGAGGGUUCCGCAAGGGAUCAAGCUCGUUCUGCUGCAGGGGGAAAGCUUGGAGUUCAUGAGGGGGAAGAAGAAAUAUGCUGAACUGUUCCACCUGGUCUUCCUCUCGAAUCUUUGCCUGCAGAUGCUGAAAGAGCCUCUUCCCGAGCUGCUCCACGAGAGGGCGACUCUUGUGGUUGAAGGGGCAGAUUUCAUGCUCAACUUUGACAAGAAUGACCGCAAGGCUUUCAACGAGAAGAUCAAGCAGCUGGGUAAGGAGCUCGGCAUGGUCGAGGAGAGUGCCUUGCGCGACAAGUACAAGCUGUACAACGGCGUUCACUUCCCCCUUUACUUCCUCAGCUACGACAAGGCGGCAGCCAAGGAAGUCCUGGAGCAGCGAGCAAGGAGGCAGCAGGAGGAGGGAGAGACGCUGCAGGCCUCGCUUGAGUCGACGCUGUCGCAGUCGAAGGAGGACGAGAGGCCAACGGCCGACGCGCUGGAGGGCCUGGAGGCUCUCGACCUGCAGGACAGGACGUACGAGGUUGACGCGAUGAAUCGGCCGAUCCUCCUGGACGGCAGCGCGCGCGGGUGGGAGCGGAGGACGUUGGUGCUGCUGGGGACUAAGACGAGCGUCGCUGCUGCUCCUGCUAAGGCCGGACCCUUCGGAUUCUGCGCGGUGACGGGGCUGCCGGCCAAGUACAAAGACCCGCAGACUGGCCUGCCGUACGCCAACGUCGAAGCGUUCAAGGAGAUCCGGAGGAGACACGCCGGCAGCACCGAGACCCAGGGAGAGCUGAGCGAGGCGGUAGAGACAGCCAAUGUAGGGGAGGAGGAGGCGACAACGAGGGCAGAAGAGGCGGAAAAGAGGGAGGGGGAGGAGGAGGAGGAGGAGGCAGUGGAGCCUCUCAUCUUCCAAAACCGACCCAAGUGGCGGCUGGGAGGCAGCUCUGUGCUGUGAAGGCGAAGCAGAGGAGGUGGAGGAGGCGAGUUCUAUUUGUUACAUGCAGUGCUUUAC